AUGAAUUUAAAUUAUUUUCAAGAUUCUAUAGAACAAGCUAAUUUGGUUAAUAAUAACAAUAAUAUUUUAGAAAUACAAGUUGAUCCUUGGAACACCAAUACUUCUUUAGACUUUAAAACUAUUAUUUUUCCAGAAAACAACAACAGUAUCGACAGCAGUUUAUCAUCAUUAACAAACGCUUCAGUAAAAUUUAAAAAAACCAGCUUUCCUCGUAAAUUACCUCUUACUCCAACAACUGAACAUCCGCUUGAUCAACCCACAGAUUUACCAGCUGCUACAUUAAUAACAUUUUCAAAAAAAUUUAUUUUUAAUUCUAAUAAAGCUUAUUUACCUACUUAUUUAGAAUGUUAUGAUGAUAAUGAAGGAAAAUCGUCAUCAAUUGAUAAUAGUUUAGAAAAUAAACUGGUUGCCGUACAUAUUGUAAAACCUUCUGACACAUUGCCAGGUAUUGCAUUACUUUAUGGAAUUGAGUAG
This is a messenger RNA of Entrophospora sp. SA101, 474 nucleotides long. The record is from the annotation of a GenBank genome assembly. NCBI's taxonomy places the organism in Eukaryota, Fungi, Glomeromycota, Glomeromycetes, Entrophosporales, Entrophosporaceae.